AUGUUUCCUACAGCCAGAUGCAUGGCUGCGAAGCCGGCCGGCUUCUUCAAGCGCAGCGCAGACGAGCUCAGUCGCCUCUCAAAAAUCGCUUGGAACACCGAAGGCCUUCAUACUCCUACGAAGCCGUAUACGAUGCUUGAUUUCGAAGAUGAGGCGUCGGUCGCGGGAUGCAAGACAAUGGCCGACCGUGCCGUCGGAGGAUUCAGCACAGCGAGCUUGGACUAUGUACCGGAAGACUCUACCUCGAACACACCUGGUCAUGCGAGAUUCCAUGGGAGUAUUUCGACAAAACUUCCUAACAACUGGAGGGUGGAGCGGACAGGAUACGCUGCGUUUCGGAACAGAGACCGAGGACUUUGGCUUUUUGGUAGAUUGUACUGGGAUGUUGACCCAUACGCCUACCUGGCCCUCCGUGUCAAGUCCGAUGGUCGACGCUAUACCGUGAACAUCCAAACCGACUCGAUCGUCGAGACCGAUAUCCACCAACACCGAUUGUACACGCGACACCACCGCGUUCAGAGCCGUCCUCCCUCUGACGAGCAUCUGUCACCACACACGUCAGCUGAGGCAUCAGAAUCAGCUGAGAUUGCUGAAUCUAAGUACCCCGAGGGCAUCCCUCCGUCACUGUCGGACAUCCCGCCCGAGUCGACCGUCAUGUCUUCCGCUUCAGCCACCACUUCCGGCUCGACAGGGUGGGAAACCAUCCUCCUGCCGUUUAACGCUUUCGUUCGCACAAAUCAUGGCUUUGUCAUGGAGCCACAGACCUCCCUGCUCCGUCAACGGGUGAAGAGUAUUGGAAUUGGUCUCACGGAUCGAGUCGAAGGGCCGUUCGACCUACGGAUUCAUCGCAUGUGGGCCACGAAUGGCAUUGGCGAGCAAGAAGCGGAAGAAGACAGACUGAUUUGCGGCGCAGAUGCACUGCCUGUCGACGAGGGUGUGCGGUCUGGUUGGACGGACAAGGGUGGUGUAGAAGAACAACAGCAGGAGAGGCCAAAAGUGAAAGGUCUUAAGGGACUCCGUUCGGAGUGGGACCAGUAAGGACAUGUCAUUACGAAUAAAAUUGUAUUAUAAUUUACCUUUUUUGGGGAUUGACAGAGAAAGUACUGUUGUACAACAUUUCUUCUUG
Messenger RNA from Aspergillus ruber CBS 135680, 1126 nucleotides. Its product is annotated as CIA30 family protein. Bases 1 to 1038 code for a protein of 345 amino acids. Gene Ontology annotation, biological process: mitochondrial respiratory chain complex I assembly; mitochondrial electron transport, NADH to ubiquinone. Gene Ontology annotation, cellular component: mitochondrion. The transcript has 3 exons. The record is from RefSeq and is a predicted model, not a curated record. Lineage: Eukaryota; Fungi; Ascomycota; Eurotiomycetes; Eurotiales; Aspergillaceae.